AUGGAUCCGAAUUCAUCAUAUAAUAGAAAUCAAUUGAACCCCAACAACGGAGGUUAUCCACAGGGAUAUCCGAACAACGGACAACUAAUGUAUGGGGAUAGCCCACGCUCACCACGUGGUCCUCCCAGUCCUCUUCCACUACCGAGUCCUGGUCGAAAUCCGUAUCAACAUGGUCCACCAAAUCCAUUUAUACCGCGCGGUCCGCCAAAUCAGAGACCCCCACAGCUACAAAUUGGUCAGCCUGGACUGCCUAACCCAUACAUGCAAAACGGACAGCAAAAUCCGCGUGUUCCUCUCAGUCCGCACGUCCCCCGAAGUCCUGGUGCGUCUUACGACCCGCGAGGGCAACCUCCUAGAGUACCAACGACUCCGAGCACUCCUCUGCCGCAACAAUACCUAUCAUCCCCAAUAUCACCCCAAACUCCCCUAACACCACCCGAGGUCGUUCAUCGUUAUAAGAAUGAUUCACCAGCAUUGUAUUUAAAAACCAAGAAUUCUCGUCCAAUAAAUAGACGCGGUUCUGAAGAACAUGAGGUAAAUGACACGUUGAAUUAUUAUUACGAUAGCGAAACCGAAGAUAGUCCAAACGACAUGGAAGGAGCACAUCAUGAUACCGCAUAUCCCGCCGAAGCAUUUCCCGUCGAAUCAAAUUAUGGCAAAGGACGUAGUAACUUGGAUUCGGAAACAGGGUCAACCAACAGUCCAUCUUCUCCAGAAUCACUGAGAAAUAUGUCAGAUGCUAGAAGGAAUUAUCAAUAUUCACCGGAUUUCACAUACAAUGAGAAUAAGGAUUAUGGUUUAUAUUAUCCACAUGUUCCCAGUGGAAAUCAACGUUCUCAGGCAGAGUACAUGGCGUGGGGUUCGGAUCACCAAGUUCCUGUUUCAAAGGAAGAAAUAGAGGACAUUUUCAUUGAUUUGACCAAUAAAUUUGGAUUUCAAAGAGAGAGCAUGCGUAACAUGUACGAUCAUCUCAUGUGUAUGCUGGACUCACGAGCUUCCCGAAUGCCGCCAUCCCAAGCUCUAUUGACUCUUCACGCUGAUUACAUUGGUGGAGAAAACGCUAAUUAUCGGAAGUGGUAUUUCGCCACUCGUAUGAAUCUUGAUGAUCAGCUCGCCGAUGCAAGAAAUGGAAAGAAUGCACCGGAUCCGAGAAGCGACGGUAGUCUCAGGGAACAGUGGAAUCAGCGCAUGAAUCAGAUGUCGCAGUAUGACCGCAUACGUCAACUCGCCUUGUGGCUGUUGUUAUGGGGUGAGGCUGCGCAGCUUCGUUUUACCAGUGAAUGCCUGUGCUUCAUAUUUAAGCUUGCUGAUGAUUAUGCAAAAAGUCCCGAGUGCAAGGCAAAGGUGCAACCGGUUGCCGAAGGAGAAUACCUGAGAGGUGUUGUGACACCGCUGUACCGUUACAUUCGUGGUCAAGGGUAUGAGGUAAUCGGUGGGAGAUUCGUCAAGAGAGAAAAAGAUCAUGCCGAGACGAUAGGUUAUGAUGACAUCAAUCAAUUAUUUUGGUAUCCGGAAAGUAUCGCGCGUAUAGUCCUAAAAGAUCGAUCCACGCGUCUUAUGGAAUUACCCCAUAGCCAACGUUAUCAGAUGCUUGAUCAGGUAGAUUGGAAUCGUGCGUUUGAAAAGACAUACAAAGAAAAGCGUUCGUGGCUCCACCUCGCCGUCAACUUUACUCGUAUAUGGAUUAUUCAUGUCUCAGUCUUUUGGUACUAUAUCGCCUACAAUACCCCAUUUCUUUAUACGAAUCCUCAUAACCCGGAGCCUGCAGUUCAAUGGUCUAUUGUAGCUCUCGGUGGAGCGGUAUCUACUUUAUUCAUGGUGUUCGGAUGCAUCUGCGAAUUGUUUUUCAUUCCUCUGAACAUGGACAACAUAUUGGCCUCGACAAGGCGAUUCAUCUUUUUGUUGAUUGUAUUGAUCAUCAAUUCUGCACCUACAUAUUACAUAUACACCGAAGCACGUUCUGGUUCUAUGUCUUUAAUAAUAGGGAUGGUUCAAUUUUUUGUUUCGUUAUUGACGACAUUGACAUUUGCCAUAGUACCAAGCGCAAAAUUGUUCGGCGGAUUAUCAAAAAGUUCGCAGAGAUAUCAGGCCAUCCAAACAUUUACCGCCAGUUACUCUAAACUUAAUAGUACAGAUCGAGCCAUUUCAAUUGCUCUCUGGUGCUGCGUGUUUGGCUGCAAAUUCGUCGAAUCAUAUUACUUCAUGUCACUUUCCUUCGCUAGUCCUUUGCAAGCAAUAGCCAACAAUAGAGUUGUUGGUUGCGGUGAUCGACUUACCGGCAACCUUUGUUCUUACAUGCCCCUAGCAACCGUUGUGCUCAUGAUCAUCACAGAUCUCGUGCUCUUCUUCUUGGACACGUAUUUGUGGUACAUUAUAUGGAACACCGCUUUUUCGGUCCUUCGCUCAUUCUAUCUUGGAAUUUCCGUCUGGACCCCUUGGAGAAAUGUCUAUUCGAUGUUGCCGAAGCGACUCUACGCCAAAAUCUUGGCCGCCACUAACAUGGAGGUCAGGUACAAACCAAAAUUUCUCGUCUCACAAGUUUGGAAUGCAAUCAUCAUCGCGAUGUAUCGCGAGCAUUUGUUGUCUAUUGACAAUGUGCAAAGAUUGUUGUACCAGAAGACUACUUCGGACGACGGUAGACAGACGUUAGAACAACCCAAGCUUUUUGUAUCCUCCAAUACAUCAGACUUCUUUUCGUCGGCGAGCGAAGCUGAACGCCGAAUCUCUUUCUUCGCGCAAAGUUUAUCAACGCCAAUUCCGGAUUCAUUGCCGGUGCAGAAUAUGCCCACGUUCACAGUGUUAACUCCUCAUUAUUCGGAGAAGAUUCUCCUCUCUCUGCGGGAAAUCAUUCGUGAAGAAGAUCAAAACACUCGAGUCACUUUGCUUGAAUACUUGAAACAGUCUCACCCGAUCGAAUGGGAUAACUUUGUCAAGGAUACCAAGGUUUUCGCCAAAGAAAAUGGCAUCAACGAUUCAUUCGGAAAAGAAUCGAAAGGAAAAGAGGAAAAAAGCAAAAACACGGAUGACCUGCCUUUUUAUUUCAUUGGCUUUAAGUCUUCGGCACCAGAAUACACCUUGCGUACACGAAUAUGGGCUUCCCUUAGGUCGCAGACUCUAUAUCGUACAAUUUCUGGUUUCAUGAACUAUUCAAAGGCCAUUAAGCUCUUGUAUCGUGUUGAAAAUCCGGAGAUUACCUCAAUGUUCGCAAACAAUCCAGAAAAACUCGAGGAAAAAUUGGCAGCGAUGGCACGGCGCAAGUUCAAAUUCUUGGUAUCGAUGCAGAGAUAUAGUAAAUUCAAAGAAGAGGAAUGGGAAAACGCAGAAUUCCUUUUACGCGCUUAUCCCGAUCUUCAGAUAGCUUAUAUCGAUGAAUUGCCACCUGAGAACGAAGGAGAAGAACCAAAAGUAUUCUCUGUAUUAAUUGACGGCCAUUGUGAUAUAUUACCCGACGGAAAGAGAAAGCCAAAAUACCGCAUUCAACUUCCUGGCAACCCAAUCCUUGGGGAUGGCAAAUCAGAUAAUCAGAAUCAUGCCAUCAUCUUCUAUCGAGGCGAAUAUCUACAAAUGGUGGAUGCCAAUCAGGACAAUUAUCUCGAGGAGUGCCUAAAAAUCCGUAGCGUUCUUAGGGAAUUUGAGGAGUAUGAGGCACCAUCCACGUCUCCAUAUUCUCCGAACGCCGAAUCGACCAACAAAGAUCCAGUGGCAAUCGUUGGUGCUCGUGAAUACAUUUUCUCCGAAAAUUACGGCGUACUUGGUGAUGUCGCGGCCGGUAAAGAACAAACAUUUGGCACCCUAACUCAAAGAAUCACGGCAAAAGUAGGUGGUAGACUGCAUUAUGGACAUCCUGAUUUCUUGAAUGCCAUAUUCAUGACCACACGUGGCGGUGUAUCCAAAGCGCAGAAGGGUCUUCACCUCAAUGAAGAUAUUUAUGCGGGUAUGAAUGCGUUCAGUCGUGGCGGACGGAUUAAACACACAGAAUAUUAUCAGUGCGGCAAAGGCCGCGAUCUUGGAUUUGGCUCGAUCCUUCAUUUCAACACCAAGAUUGGCACUGGAAUGGGCGAACAAAUGCUGUCCCGGGAAUAUUAUUAUCUCGGCACUCACCUUCCAUUAGAUCGGUUCCUGACCUUUUAUUAUGCACAUCCAGGGUUCCAUGUGAACAACAUUUUCAUCAUGAUGUCGGUGCAUUUGUUUAUGUUGGGCAUGAUGUUCAUCGGUGCAAUGGCUUCUACCUUGACACUUUGUGACUACAAUCCAGAUCCAACAGCUAAACUCAGCCCUCCAGGGUGUUAUAACCUCGUUCCCCUCUUUGAUUGGAUCAAGCGUGUGACCAUCUCUAUCUUUUUCGUAUUCUUUGUAGCAUUUUUGCCGUUGUUCUUUCAAGAGUUGACCGAGAGGGGGUUUUUGCGUAGUGCCACGCGUCUCGGAAAACAUUUCAUGUCGCUGUCUCCUUUCUUUGAGGUGUUUUCUACUCAAAUUUAUGCGAACAGCAUUAUAACGAAUCUCAGUUUUGGUGGUGCUCGCUAUAUCGCCACGGGACGUGGAUUCGCAACCGCCCGUAUUCCGUUCUCAAUACUCUAUUCACGCUUUGCCGGUCCAAGCAUUUAUUUUGGGAUGAGGAUCUUGUUGAUCUUGCUCUUUAUAACCAUGACUAUGUGGAUUCCGCAUCUAAUCUACUUUUGGGUGUCGGUCGUAGCGUUAUCAAUAUCACCAUUCAUCUUCAAUCCACACCAAUUCUCUUUCACGGAGUUUCUUGUCGAUUAUCGGGAAUUUUUGAGAUGGAUGUCCCGGGGAAAUUCAAAAAGUCAUGCAAACUCCUGGAUCGCUUAUUGUCGCGUGUCCAGAACGAUGAUUACUGGGUACAAACGUAAGAAAUUGGGUCAUCCCUCGGAGAAAACUGUUGGAGAUAUCCCCCGUCCAAGUCUUGUCGUCAUCUUUGCGUCUGAGAUCGUCUCUCCGUUUAUAAUAGCCGCCUUUUGUGUCAUAGCAUUCAUGUUUGUCAAAAGUUUCGAUCCGCUGAACCCCGGUCACCCUAACAAAGGUCCAAGUUCCAUCAUUCGUGUCAGCGUGAUAGCCGUCAUUCCUAUCGUAUUAAACGCAAGUAUGCUAGCUGGUCUUUUCUUUGUAUCAUUCUUACUGGGUCCGUUUGUGGGUAACUGCUUCCCCAGGUUUGGAUCCGUUGUCGCCGCGAUAGCGCAUACUUGGUCUGUCCUAAAUUUAAUAGGCGCCUUCGAACUUUUGUGGUUUAUCGAAGCAUGGAAUCUUGCUCACGCCAUCUUGGGAAUGAUCGCAUUAGCCGCUAUUCAAAGAUUUAUUUUUAAAACUUUGAUCGUGAUAUUUUUAUCCCGUGAAUUCAAGCAUGACGAGACGAAUAAGGCUUGGUGGACAGGAAAAUGGCAAGGUCGUGGGUUAACAAUUACACAACCUUUCCGAGAAUAUAUUUGCAAAAUUGUCGAGAUGUCACUUUUCGCAGCCGACUUUAUACUGGGUCACAUCCUUCUGUUUAUGCUUGCGCCUAUUUGUUUAAUACCUUGGAUCGAUAGAUUGCAUUCCACCAUGUUGUUCUGGUUGAGACCGAGCAAGCAAAUUCGGGCACCGAUAUUCUCCAUAAAACAGAGACGAAGAAGGGCGAAUAUCACGUGGACUUACGGACUUUUGUUCUUGAUAACAUUUAUAUUAUUUGCAGGUCUAAUUGCUGGACCUAUAUUUGUAGGAACUCAAUUGAAAUUAAAAUUUAACCUACCAAUAUAG
Molecule: messenger RNA, 5748 nt
Organism: Acaulospora colombiana
Lineage: Eukaryota; Fungi; Glomeromycota; Glomeromycetes; Diversisporales; Acaulosporaceae
Source: the annotation of a GenBank genome assembly